Molecule: messenger RNA, 1731 nt
Organism: Setaria italica (foxtail millet)
Lineage: Eukaryota; Viridiplantae; Streptophyta; Magnoliopsida; Poales; Poaceae
Product: F-box/kelch-repeat protein At1g80440-like
Biological process (GO): negative regulation of cytokinin-activated signaling pathway; regulation of phenylpropanoid metabolic process
Molecular function (GO): protein binding
Source: RefSeq, a predicted model, not a curated record
AUCUGCUCCCGCCACUCGCCUCACACAAAAAACCAUCAAACACACACAGAGCUCAGAGAACAGCCUCUCGUUUCUUGCACGAAUCCAGCUUCGAUCCAUCGAUCGGAACAUCGCUUACGGCCAGACGCAGCUGAUCAAGGCAUUAUCUGCAAUGGGUGAGCUGAUCCCCGGGUUGCCGGAGGAGGUGGCGAGGGAGUGCCUCGUCCGGGUGGGCUUCGACCAGCUGCCGGUGGUCCGCCGCAUCUCGCGCCAGUGGAAGUCGGAGGUGGAGUCGCCGGACUACCACCGCCUGCGCCGGGCGGAGGGGCUGGCGCGGCCGGUGCUCGCGCUUGCCCAGGCGCAGCCAGCGGCGCCGGCCGACGACGCGGCUCCGGCGGCGCACAAGCACUCGUCGACCGCGGCCUCGGGGGGGCCCGCGAACUCGUACCGGAUGGUGCUGCUGGACCCGGUGGAGGGGCGGUGGGCGCCGCUGCCGGCGCUGCCCGGGCCGACGGAGAGCCUGCCCCUGUUCUGCCAGGUGGCCGCCUUGGACGGCGGGCAGGGGAGGAAGCGGCUGGUGGUCGUCGGCGGCUGGGAUCCGGAGACGUGGGCGCCGAUGGACGCGGUGUUCGUGUACGACUUCCUCACCGGUGCGUGGCGGCGCGGCGCGCCCAUGCCCGGGCCGCGGCGGUCCUUCUUCGCCUGCGCGGCCGUCGGCGGCGCCGUGUACGUGGCCGGCGGCCACGACGAGGAGAAGAACGCGCUGCGGUCCGCGCUGGCGUACGACCCGGACGCCGACGCGUGGGCGUGGCUCCCGGACAUGGCGGCGGAGCGCGACGAGCCGCGCGGCCUCUGCGUCGCCGGCAGGUUCCUCGUCGUCGGCGGGUACCCGACGCAGGCGCAGGGCCGCUUCGUUGGCUCCGCGGAGGCCUUCGACCCGGCGACGUCGGCCUGGGUGCCCGUCCAGGACGGCCUGAUCGAGGACGGCGCGUGCCCGAGGACCUGCUGCGCGGCGCCGGGGGCGUCGGAGCGGAUGUACAUGCUUCGCGACGGCCACCUCGUGGCGCGCGACGGCCCUGCCGCGUCGUGGCGCCCGGUGGCGCAGGUGCCGGAGGACGCGCUCACCGCGGCGACCGUCUCCGCCAUCCCCGACGGGCGCGUCGUGGUGAUCGGCGCCGGAUGCCACGGCGGGGACCAGACCGUGUACGUGCUCCGCGAGGAGGCCGGGAAGGGCGCGUCCUGGGCGCGCGCGCCGGCGCCGCCCGAAUUCUCCGGCCACGUGCAGGCCGCCUGCUCCCUUCAAAUCUGAUCAAGUGUACGUAGAAGAAUGCAGAACAGAUCUGCCUGUACGCAUAUACAUAGCUAGCUACGCGCCUCUGCAACUAUACGUCUCACGGUUGUAUAUAGCAUUAGACCACGUGGAUGUUUGAAUACUAAUUAGAUAGACUAAAUAUGAAUGAAUUAUAAAACUAAUUGCAGAAUUCCUAGGCUAAUUCGCGAGACAAAUCUAUUAAGUCUAAUUAAUCCAUCAUUAGCAAAUGGUUACGGUAGCACCACAUUAUCAAAUCAUGGACUAAUUAGGCUUAAUAGAUUCGUCUCGCGAUUUAGCCUCCAUCAUACAAUUAGUUUAUAUUUAAUAUUCUUAAUUAGCAUCAAAUAUCCUGAUACAACAGGGCUAUCCAAACAGGUCUAAGAAUACACUGCACAUGUUUGAAAAAGAGUGAAGGAUGGCAGGUUCGGAAUAUUUUGUUU